AUGGUCGGAUGGUCGGACGGGGAAAUAAAUGUUCAAGAGGCCAAACUUCCCCUCUCCUGGACAGAACUGAACCGAACUUCAAUCACGCUAGGCAAGAUGGUCAAGAUCGACGAGUUUGCAGUAGAAGCAUGGAUGGAUGCACAUGAGCACAACUGCAAGUACAACAUUGCCGAAACCUGUUGUGCCUCCAUCUCCAUCGACCAACUGCGAGAGCUCUCCGAGAACAAGACAGGACCAGUCAUCGACACGGCCAGGAUCCUCAACUACGGCACCAUACGCGGAUCCGACGAGCUACGCAACAACCUCGCGCGCCUCUAUUCAGCCAAAGUCACUGACCCCUUGUCUCCCGACAACAUCCUCACCACAGCCGGAGCCAUCCAAGCAAACUACCUUGCCGCCUACGCCCUCGUUGGCCCCGGCGACCAUGUCAUCUGCCACUAUCCAACCUACCAGUCCCUCUACGACGUCCCCAAGCAACUAGGCGCAGAAGUCGACCUGUGGCAAGCAUCUCCCGACAACAAAUGGAUCCCGAGCAUCGACGACCUCAAAGCCCUCCUCAAGCCCAACACCAAACUCAUCGUCCUCAACAACCCCAACAACCCCACCGGCGCCGUCCUCGGCAAAUCCUUUCUCCAACAAGUCAUCGACAUUGCCGCCGCAUCCAACAUCACCAUUCUCAGCGAUGAAGUCUACCGCCCCCUCUUCCACUCCAUCGGGCCUCUCGACAAGGACUUCCCGCCUUCCCUCCUCUCCAUCGGCUACCCCAACGUCCUAGUCACCGGCUCCCUCUCCAAAGCCUACUCCCUCGCCGGCAUCCGCGUCGGCUGGCUCGCCUCACGCAACCCAGACAUCAUCAACCGCAUCGCCUCGGCACGACACUACACCACAAUCUCCGUCUCGCAACUCGACGAGCAAAUCGCCGCCUUUGCCCUCCACCCUUGCACCGUCCACGCCCUCCUCGCCCGCAACAUCCAACUCGCAAAAACCAAUCUCGCCCUGCUCGACCGCUUCGUCAUCAAGAACGAAGACGAGUGUGACUGGGUGCGCCCCUUGGCCGGUACCACGGCUUUUCUCCGCUUCCACCGCGAGGGCAAGCCUGUGGAUGCAGUGGAUUUUUGCAGCAAGUUGCUCGAGCAAACGGGCGUGCUGCUGGUGCCGGGGUCGACGGCGUUUGGCCGCGAGUGGAAGGGCUAUGUGAGGAUUGGGUUUGUGAAUCAGACGGAGGUGGUGAAGGAGGGAUUGGAUGCGCUGACGAAGUUUGUGAGGAGGCAAUUGGAGGAUGUGAAGCUUGCUGAGUAG
Messenger RNA from Plenodomus lingam JN3, 1299 nucleotides. The record is from RefSeq and is a predicted model, not a curated record. NCBI's taxonomy places the organism in Eukaryota, Fungi, Ascomycota, Dothideomycetes, Pleosporales, Leptosphaeriaceae.